This is a messenger RNA of Ipomoea triloba (trilobed morning glory), 1524 nucleotides long. Its product is annotated as transcription factor RAX1-like. The coding region runs from base 106 to 1296 and encodes 396 amino acids. Lineage: Eukaryota; Viridiplantae; Streptophyta; Magnoliopsida; Solanales; Convolvulaceae. The record is from RefSeq and is a predicted model, not a curated record. The transcript has 3 exons.
CCAAAGAGAACACAAAACACAACUAGCCCUCCCUUUAGUUAGUUCUUUACAUACACCACUCUUUACAUAGAGAGAGAGAACCAGAAAAAAAAGAAAGAAAGAAAGAUGGGUAGAGCUCCCUGCUGUGAUAAAGCUAAUGUUAAGAAAGGGCCAUGGUCGCCUGAGGAAGAUGCAAAACUUAAAGAUUUCAUUGAGAAAUAUGGGACUGGUGGAAACUGGAUUGCUCUCCCCCAGAAAGCUGGGCUAAAGAGAUGCGGGAAGAGCUGCAGAUUAAGAUGGUUGAACUAUCUGCGCCCGAAUAUCAAGCAUGGCGAAUUCUCUGAUGAAGAAGAUAGAAUUAUUUGCACCUUGUAUGCCACCAUUGGAAGCAGGUGGUCAAUAAUAGCAGCACAAUUGCCAGGAAGGACAGAUAAUGAUAUCAAGAACUACUGGAAUACCAAGCUCAAGAAAAAGCUUAUGGGGAUGAUGAUUUUCCCGUCGUCUUCAACCGGGUACAAGAGGAAAUCGCCAUUGUUUCCGGCGACAACUAUCAGUCCUUCCACGGUUGUCCCGUUUCAGGCGCAGCCACCGCCGCCGCCCCCGCCGCCGCAAUCCAUAUUUUCGCUUUACACGCCUCCGAGUAUCCGGUCCCCGUUUUCCACCCUGGAUUCCUUAUCCCCAAUCCAACACCCCAGUUUCCUGUGUGAUAAUAAUAACACUAUUUCUCUUGGGGCUCCCAAUAAUGGGUUCCAUCAAGGACAAAACCAGGGUUUCUUGAACCCCAUGCAGUAUACUAGCCCUGCUAACAGCAACCCCCAUUUUCUCAUGUUCGGCGGCGGACCCGCCGCCGAGCCCGCCAGCGGGUCUUCCUCCUCCGAUGGGAGCUGCAUGAAACAAAACCCGCCCGAAAUCAUCAAGCAAGAGCCCGAUCUGCUCGGGAACUGUUUCCAGGCCCAAAUCGUCUCCCCUCCCACUGCAAACGCUUUCUUCGACGACCAGAUUCAAACCCAGACCCAGAAAUUCUUCGUGGACUACACCCACCACGUCCCCCAAACCCCGCCCUCCGACGAGCACCAUUUCUUCACCAACGGCGCACAUUUCACGAACAGCAGCACACCCACUACAACUCCUCCUCCCAUGAAUAACAACAACAACAACAAUCAGGUGCAAUAUGACCUUGAAGUCGUUACGCAGCUGGUGAGCAGCGGCAAUAAUGGCGGCCAUGAAAGCAAUAAUAACAAUGACGGGUUCUAUUUGUUCAACGAUGAAAGCAAGACGGAUCAUGAGAGGGGUAUGUACUACUAUUACUACAACUGAUGGAUGAUAAACAGUACAAAUAUCAUAAAGAUUUGCAGAGAGCGAUCCAGCGGCGAAUUGCAUGCAGAUUUAUUCAUAUUUUGGAGGAAGCUAAGAUCAUUGGGCUUUCUGUUCUUCAAGUAGCUUAGCCAGUUUAUUGUAAUGAGCAUUGAAUUAAAUUCCCCAACAAAAAAAACCCAAAAAAACUUUGUUCUUCCUUAAUAAUAUACUCUUUUCAAUCUUUCAUCA